This is a messenger RNA of Scylla paramamosain (green mud crab), 3514 nucleotides long. It is a transcript of the gene SCCRO, whose product is annotated as DCN1-like protein 1. Bases 123 to 896 code for a protein of 257 amino acids. The transcript has 5 exons. Gene Ontology annotation, cellular component: ubiquitin ligase complex. Gene Ontology annotation, molecular function: ubiquitin conjugating enzyme binding; cullin family protein binding; ubiquitin-like protein binding. Gene Ontology annotation, biological process: protein neddylation. NCBI's taxonomy places the organism in Eukaryota, Metazoa, Arthropoda, Malacostraca, Decapoda, Portunidae. The record is from RefSeq and is a predicted model, not a curated record.
CAGGUAGUGAAGCAUUUCAUUGAAGAAGCAAUGGUGAGUCAGAAUGGGUGAUGGCUUGAAGGGAGCUGGGGAGUGUCCGUGUUGCCCUGGACACAUAAGGACACAAGGCUCAGCCUGCUAUAAUGCACAAGCUAAAAUCAGCCCAGAAAGAAAAAGUCAAGCAGUUUAUAUCCUUCACUCAAGCGGGUGAGAAGACAGCUAUUUACUGCCUCGCUCAGAAUGACUGGAAACUCGAAUUGGCCUCAGACAACUUCUUCCAGAACCCUGAUCUAUAUUACAGAGAACAGCGGCCAUCAGUCGAUAAGAAGAAGCUAGAACAUCUAUAUAACAGAUAUAAAGAUGGUAGUGAACCAAAUAAAAUCCUGGUGGAUGGGGUGAUGCGGCUACUGGAUGACCUUGACUUACCACCAGACUCCCGUCUCGUUCUUAUCUUAGCCUGGAAAUUGCGGGCAGCCACACAGUGCGAGUUUACGCGAGAUGAAUUUAUGAAUGGAUUUACAGAGCUAGGAUGUGACAGCAUUGACAAACUGAAAGCCAAACUUCCAACCCUGGAACAUGAACUAAGAGAUACAGCCAAGUUUAAAGAUUUCUAUCAGUUUACUUUUAAUUAUGCACGGAAUCCUGGGCAGAAGGGACUGGAUCUCGACAUGGCUCUAGCUUAUUGGAACAUUGUCCUCCAAGGAAGAUUCCGUUUACUUAAUUUAUGGUGUCAAUUUUUACAGGAACACCAUAAACGCUCCAUACCUAAGGAUACUUGGAACCUUCUCUUGGACUUUGCCUUGAUGAUCAAUGAUGACAUGUCCAACUAUGAUGAAGAGGGCGCGUGGCCAGUGUUGAUUGAUGAUUUUGUUGAGUAUGCCCGGCCGAUCAUCCGAGGCCAGCCUACUCAAGUUUAGGGUCUGGGUAUUAGUGAAGCUAGGACUUAUUACAGCUCAAGAACUAUGUUGCUUUUCUAAGCUCUAAAAAUGUGAGUACAUACUUGAGGAUGGGAUGAUCCUAGUCCUGUGACGAUAGAUUGGAUUUUGUGUUCUAGAAAUGUGGUGUUUAAACCGUUACUGUUAUCAAGAAGCCUAUCAAGAAAGAGGAAUUUUUAAAGAAAUCCACUGGUAUCAAGGAAGUGUUGUUUUAUGCAAGACAGACAUACUAACCACAAGAAAAUAAUAUGCAAUUAGUUAAGUUUUGGCCACAUAAGCUCGCUUUCCACAUGAAGACUCAGAAUGUAAAGGAUGAGUGAUGCUUUAAUGCUUAAGGAGGAAAAACACUCAUUACAUAUACUAUCAAGACAUUUCAAGGUAAUCUUUUGAAGACUUAUUUGAUUAAAAUAGAAAGUGAAAUAGGGCUCAGUGAGUUUGCUUGUCCUUAUGGAUAUUGGUAAGCUGUGACAUUUUGAUCUGUGCUAGAAGACAUGAAUUGUAAUCUUGAGGCAAGACAGAAGGCAUCACUAUCUUGCUGGAAAGAUGUUUAUUUUUAAUAAUUUUUAGCAUGGGCACUUUCAAAAGUACCACAUUCUUGUUUUCUUUCCACUUGUGUGCAACCUCCUCUUUGGUAACUUUAAUAAUUAAUAUAAAAUUUUAAGGUUCCAACUUAGCUUUUAAGUUUUUUUUCCUUCAAUAUACAUUGAGAAGGGGCAUUUUUUACCUCAACCUAGCAUCUGCAUAUAAUUUAGGAUGUUUAAAUCAGUCAGUUAACAUUAAAUGCUGGCAUUUUCAGUCAGAUUUUAUGCAGUUUGAUUUUCACUUUCCCUUAUGGUCUAGGGAAGGUAGGUAAAAGUAUUGAAUCCUGUCCAAGAUGCCAUUGCUACCCUCCUGCGGAGCCUGCUAAGUCAUGCUUUGUUACUCUUACAAAGGACUGUGGAAAAUCAGAGGUUAUGACAACACUAAGUUGAUAUAAUGCAUAUUCACAUAAGUAAAAUAAAUUUUUGGUACACAUUAGUAUAAAUAACUUUUAUGGUACUGAAUAAGUGGAAAACUGAGUUUCACUGUAGUUUAUGAAUUACACAAACAUUGGUUUUGUUAUGAAUUUCUUAGGUUACACAUACCAAUACAUGCAGGUUAAUUAUCAUUAUAUAGAGAUGGUCUGCCAUGAUAAUUUAUAUUUUAUACAGAAGCACUAAUUUAGUGUACAGUAUUAGAUCAAAUUGUAGUAUUAAAAUUCUAUAACUUCCUUGCUUAAUUAAGUAAGACAAAAAGCAUUAGGCCAACUAUGCUCUCCUUGUGUCCUUUACAUAACAGUAUCAUUAUAUUUUUGAGCCAUAUGCUUGAAUAAUAUUGUGCAGUUUUGGGAUACAGCACAGUUAAGGUAGUAAACAAGUACACUCACAUUCAAGUAACCAAAGGAAAAAAAAAAAUUGCUUCAGAUUAAAUUUUGAGCCCAUGAAUUUUUUGAGAAUGCUCAGCCUGGUUAUUUUAUUAUUAUUGUUAUUAUUAUUAUUAUUAUUAUUAUUAUUAUUAUUAUUAUUAUUAUUAUUAUUAUUAUAAUCAUUAUUAUUUUAUUAUUAUUAUUAUUAUUAUUAUUAUUAUUAUUAUUAUUAUUAUUAUCUUAAAUACACUUUUAAGUCUGUCCUGUUCAAGAUUAAUCAAGUUUAUGGUAUCAAAACUUCACAUACAAAAAAAGCUUCCAAGAUACAUCCUCAAGACACAACCAGUUGAGUACAAGUGGCAAGAAAAUUAAUGCCAGAGUGCAGGGUCUCCUUGUUGAUGAUGGUCUGUUUAUGUUUAUAAACUCAGCAUGGUAAUUUUGUGUCAGUGUUUUUGUAGGCACCCACCUACAUAGAUAGUCUUGUCUCUGACUAAAUUGAUUUUCAGGAAUGUCCUUGGUUUGUGCACUGACUUUGUGGAGCAGCUUGUGUUGGGAUGACAAUAUUUUUGUAAUUUUUCAUAAACCUUAAAAAGAAAAUAAAUAAUUCUGAUGUGCAGGAAUAAAGUUAAUUGAAGGUUUCUUAAGGUACAGCAAUCUGGUUUGCCUGUUUCUGGAAUAUCUCGUGGAGUAUAUGAUGUCAUCAAUUUGGCUUGAACCUUAGUUUUGUAAUUAUUGCAGGUCCUGUAUAUUUAUAAUUGUACUUGGCAAAAGUAUGCAAAAAUUUCUUUCCUGUAAAUGGAUAAAUGAUUCAAUGAACAGUGACAUUUUGAUGUGUGGCAGUAAGGUGAAGUAACUGCAUUUUUAAAACUUAACUGCUGAAAGCAGGUGAUGAACCUCCAACAUUGAUAGAAAUAAUGCAGGAAGUGAAAUAGCUAAUUGUUCACCCACUUCAUAUUGAAUUGGGAUAUUAUAUUCUUGCAUUACUUUCAUAGUUUGGUGUUUAGAAUUUGUUGUCAGAAUGUCUCCAUUUCAUUUAGGUAAGAAAGGUCUGUGUUGAAAUAUUUAGUUUGGCUGAACAAUACUUUUAUAACUAGCUAUUACUUUUCUCCAAAUUUUGAUCCCUUGGCACAUUAACAGUUCUCUUUGAGCCUUAUCAGGUAAAUACUGACUGUUCUGUAAUACUUUCUACACUUGUAAAUAAAAUUUUGAUUACAGA